Molecule: messenger RNA, 184 nt
Organism: Racocetra persica
Lineage: Eukaryota; Fungi; Glomeromycota; Glomeromycetes; Diversisporales; Gigasporaceae
Source: the annotation of a GenBank genome assembly
GGUUAAUCAAACGAAUUUGGAAAUAAAACAAGUGAUUCUUCGAGGUGAAGUUGCGCUUCUUCUUGAAAAGAAAGAAAGCGAAAGUGUGAGUCCUCAUCAAAAGGAAGUAAGUGAAGAAGUGAAUCCUCAUAAAAAGCAAGGAAGUGAAGAAAGUGAAGAAAGUAUAAAAACUUUAACUAAAUAG